AUGGCUUCGCACUCGGUAUCGGCUCGUCCAGGCCUUCUUAGUCCUGACCGGCCCGUCAGAAGUUUAUCGAUAGCUUUCUGGCUCUGGAAGGCUCUUUUGUUCUUGGUCGUCAUCGGCGCCCCUGGGCCAGGGUAUGAUACCUCCACGAGCCUUCUUACGCCUGGUUUGUCCGGUCUUUCAGCGCCUCUCAAGUUUGUCAGGUGGGAUUCAAUCUACUUUGUCCACAUUGCAGAGAAGGGCUAUGUCUUUGAACAAGAAUGGGCCUUUAGUUAUGGGUAUGCCAAGAUUUUGGCGUUCUUAACCUUUGUUUUCCACCCGUCAUCAGGUGAUGAUGGCCUAGGUGGGACAACUAAAAUCGCAAUAGUAGCCAUUGCGCUUUCACACCUUGCCCAUUAUUUCUCGGUCUUGUCCUUGUACAGACUCUCAAUCAACCUUUUUGGACAGGAUACCACCCGGCAAAAGCUCAUCUGCUUCCUCUCUGCUGCACUGCACAUUAUAUGCCCAGCCGGGGCGUUCCUUUCUGCCCCGUAUGGAGAGUCAGUCUUCUCUUUUCUCAAUAUCACCGGGUUCUACAUAUAUUCUUCCUCUGUUCUUGACAACAGGGCUGGUAGGAGAGUAACCAGAGAUGUGAAGCUAUUCUUAACUGCUAUAUUUUUCUCUGCUGCCACGAUCGUUCGCAGCAAUGGGAUUCUCAGUGGAUACUUAUUUUUAUGUGAUGCCCUUUUACAGCUUCGAGUGAUUCUAUCACAAGGCCUGUCGGUAGAUGCUUGUGUUCACCUCUGCGUCAUCAUCAUCAGUGGCUGUAUUCUAGCAUUGGGAUUUGUCGUCCCCCAGUGUGCUGCGUAUAUGGAAUACUGCAUGUCCGCAGACGUCUCAAGGCCCUGGUGUCAGCGUCUUCUCCCCAGUAUUUAUGGCUGGGUUCAAGAUCAUUACUGGAAUGUGGGGUUCCUUCGAUACUGGACGGUAUCAAAUAUUCCCCUAUUUUUACUUGCCCUCCCUAUGUUGUUCAUACUAUGUCGAUCUUCUAUCUGGGGUUUGAAAGAGACAUUGUUAUCUAGCUCCCGCAAAACCGCCAAAGGUGUACAGGCCAAAUUGCCGGCCACGCAAGCUUCGUUGCUGGCGCGACUAGCUGUCCCACAGGCGCUGCUUGCCCUGUUGGCAUUUACUAGCUACCAUGUGCAAAUUAUUAAUAGGCUAUCGUCCGGAUAUCCUUUGUGGUAUUGGUACCUUGCCCAUCAAAUUUUCGGCGACUCUGGAAAAGCUGGUCCGACAAUUAAUCACAGCCCAGUUGUUAAAUUUGCUGUGCAAGGCGCAGUUAUUUAUGCAUUUAUUCAAGCGAUUCUUUUUGGGUCGUUCCUCCCACCGGCUUAG
Messenger RNA from Aspergillus tanneri, 1371 nucleotides. It is a transcript of the gene GPI18, whose product is annotated as DUF409 domain protein. The coding region runs from base 1 to 1371 and encodes 456 amino acids. Gene Ontology annotation, molecular function: alpha-1,6-mannosyltransferase activity; GPI mannosyltransferase activity. The record is from RefSeq and is a predicted model, not a curated record. Lineage: Eukaryota; Fungi; Ascomycota; Eurotiomycetes; Eurotiales; Aspergillaceae. The transcript is spliced from 3 exons. Gene Ontology annotation, cellular component: endoplasmic reticulum membrane; mannosyltransferase complex. Gene Ontology annotation, biological process: GPI anchor biosynthetic process.